Messenger RNA from Cucurbita pepo subsp. pepo (vegetable marrow), 607 nucleotides. Lineage: Eukaryota; Viridiplantae; Streptophyta; Magnoliopsida; Cucurbitales; Cucurbitaceae. The record is from RefSeq and is a predicted model, not a curated record.
AAACAGAAACCAUAGGCGAGGAGGGAAAAAGAAAAAAGGACAAAAACAGAGACAGCAAAACACGGGGUCCUGCACCCACAGAUAGAUAGCUAGCUGUAACAGUUAGCGUAUGGUAAGGUAAAGCAACCAAUCAAAACCACCCUGUUCCUGUCUCUAUCUCUGUCUCUGUCUCUCGAGUUGAAGCUUGCAUCAUAAAUAGGCUCUUCUUCCCUCCCAAUUCCCAUGCCCCAUUGCCCUUCAUCUUCAAUUCAAUUCAAUACAAGGAACUCUGCAACUCUCCUCACACAUAUCAUUCAUUCAUUCAGCAAUGGAGGCAAUCAAGUUGAAGCUCCUCCUCGUAAUGCUGCUGGUGGCCUUUGCUGCCACCACUGCCCAACCUGCUGCACCGUCUGAGGCUCCUGCUCCUGCCUCUGAUGCUCCUCUCUUUUACCCCACCUUCUUUGCUUCUCUUUCUGCUCUUGUUUUUGCCUUCUUCCUUUAAACUUUAAAGUUCAAUCCGCAUUGCUUCUGUCGCUCUCAUCAUCAUUAUGCCUUUUCCUUGCUUCUGAUUGUAUAUCUUCAGCCAUUUCAUAAUUUCUUCUAAUGAAGCUAUAUUCUUUCUUAUAAA